AAUGUCGUAUGAAGAAAGGUAUCACGAGUGGACCUGUCAACUUGCCGCGAUGGUGCAUAACAAAAAUGAAGAGGAACGACGACGAAAUAAGACGACGUAAACAUGGGUUUUAUUAUGCAUCUAUGCCGAAACUAACACCAGAGAAGUUCCAAAAUUAUUAUCGUAUGACAGCUACGCAAUUUGAAGAAUUGUUGCACUUAGUGGCACCUGCAAUCAUUAAACAAACCGUCAUUAGGGAACCAUUACCUCCUGCAGAACGACUAUCCAUAACAUUAAGGUAUUUAUCAACUGGUGAUUCAAUGCAUUCAAUGUCGUACCAUUAUCUCGCUGGAGUAUCGACAAUAAGCCACAUUAUAGGUGAAACAUGUAAUGCUAUAUGGAACUCUAUUUGCCAGGAAGUGCUCCCACCAUCAAAAAGUACAGAAGAGUGGCUACGUCUUGCUGAAGAAUUUGAAGGAAGAUGGAAUUUUAAUCAUUGCAUAGGAGCAAUUGACGGCAAACAUGUUACUAUUGAGUGUCCACCUAAUGCAGGAUCGUCUUACUAUAACUAUAAAAAUAGUCAUAGUAUUGUGCUCCUUGGAAUCUGUGACGCACAAUAUAUGUUCACAUUCGUUGAUAUAGGAGCCUACGGUCGCUGUAGUGACGGGGGCGUUUUCAAAAAUUCAAAGAUGGGUCUAAAAUUUAAUUUAAAGGAAAUGAAUGUACCUACACCAGAACCUCUCAGUCCAGGUGGACCGCCUUUACCAUAUGUUCUGGUGGGUGAUGAAGCCUUUCAAUUGACGGAUUAUUUGCUCCGGCCUUAUCCAGGAAAAGGCGGUUUAAAUGACGAGCGAAAUAUUUAUAACUAUCGGUUGAGUCGAGCCAGAAGAACAAUUGAAAAUACGUUUGGUAUCUUAGUCAGCCAAUGGAGAAUUUUAAAGCGACCGAUCAAUUGUAGUAUGGAAAAAACAAUUUCAUUGUUAAAGCCAUUGUAUGUCUCCAUAAUUGGAUUCGUCGAAGGGAUAUUGGAAAAAACGAAUAUGUUAUUCCAACACUAAUUGAUCAGGAGGAUUAUGAUGGCUUUGUCCCAGGCUCUUGGAGAGCUUGCAUAAAUAAUAGUGCAUUUAUGGACAUAACUCACUGCGGUUCUAAUAAUAGUUCUCGUCGAGCAAUGCAGAUUCGAGAAGAAUUUUGUAAAUAUUUUAAUAGUGAAGGCGCUAUACCAUGGCAAUUUAAUCAUUGUUAAAGCCAUUGUAUGUUCGUUAAAAAAAUAUGCAAUUUAAUUUGAAAACGUGUGAUAAAAUGAAA
Messenger RNA from Vollenhovia emeryi, 1287 nucleotides. RefSeq lists its product as uncharacterized. The record is from RefSeq and is a predicted model, not a curated record. The transcript is spliced from 4 exons. Bases 9 to 1037 code for a protein of 342 amino acids. Lineage: Eukaryota; Metazoa; Arthropoda; Insecta; Hymenoptera; Formicidae.